UCCCUACCAAGUAUGAGUUUGAACGGGAAUUUUCAUGAAAAGCCACUCUCACCGUUUGACUAGAGCUUAAUUUAUCAGACGAGACGGAACUAAGCUACUGAUAUUGUCUGAUUGAUCAAUAGCGACAUACAGCAUUUCAUCCAGGCUAAGGACAUUCAAGACGAAACUCAUUUUCACUCAUUCAAGCAGUUGAAGUUGUUGGAUCAUGAUUUGGACAUCACUGGCGCUGUUGUUUCUCGCUAGUUCUGGAGAUGCGUGGAGGUCGGACUAUAUUCGGUCCAUUCAUCCACGCUCAAAAACCCAUUGGGGCUCGUGGGGAACCAUUGAUUGGUGUCCAUUCGGGUAUUAUGCCUACGGAUUCAGAUUAAAAGUAGAAUCGUUCCAGGGCGGCUAUAAAGAUGACACUGCCCUCAAUGGAAUUAUUUUGCACUAAAAGGUCGUGGAGAUACAGGACAUCAAACCCACAUCCAUUCCUCUGUUGAGCGUUGGGGAAGCUGGGGACAUUCGAAAUUCUGCCCUAGAAGAUUAUUUCUAACGGGAGUAGAGAUUAAAUCCGAGUCUCAUCAGGGUUCCGGCGAUGACACAGCUGCAAACAAUUUCAAAUUUACAUGUAACCAUCGAUACUGGAGACCACUGAUUGGUGACGGUUCACGUUGGGGUUCAUGGAAUAAACACCCUGUAGCCUGUCCACCUAAGUCCGCGAUUUGUGGAAUAAGGACCAGAGUUGAAAGUUGGCAAGGGACUAAGGUCGACGACACCGCCCUUAACGAAGCCAUCUUCUACUGCUGCCGUAAGUAAGGAUUCUGGUUAGCUUACCACAACAAGACUGCUUCGCUUAACGGGAGUAAAUCGAUAUAAUUAAUGUAAUGAUGGGUAAAAUAAUGGGCAAAAUAAAUCGACGUUAAUAAAUGAUGAAGCAGAAUAAAGAUAAUAUACUCAUUGAAAAUCAAAACCAGAA
Exaiptasia diaphana is the source of this 958-nucleotide messenger RNA. Its product is annotated as vitelline membrane outer layer protein 1. The record is from RefSeq and is a predicted model, not a curated record. NCBI's taxonomy places the organism in Eukaryota, Metazoa, Cnidaria, Anthozoa, Actiniaria, Aiptasiidae.